ACCUCGCGCCCGACGCACACCCCGCGCACGCGCUGCUCUCCGUCGCGCACGCGUUGCUCUUCCCCGCCAACACCAUCGCCGCCAAGGAUAGGAACCUCCUCCCGAUUGAAGAAGUCACCAUGCCUUCCGAUGACGUCAGCGACUUGAGAGACGUUGUCGACGCCAUCAAUAAACUCUGCGACACGAUGAAAACGUCCAGCUAUGACGAGGAAACUUUCGAAAGCUGCUCCCAGUCGGGCAGCGUUGAUUUAGUCGACGCGCUCAUAACUGAGGAGACGAUCCCCGAAGAAACGGUAGUCGAAGAAGUUGAGAGCGACCCCGACUGGUACGUCGCGUGUCAGGUGGAAACGGCGGAUCCGAGCGAAGUUAUAUUUAAGAAAGUGGAGCACUACAAUACGGAGACGUGGCGACAAUCCGUUUCUAGGUUAGAGGUGGUUUCGCCGGAGGAUGUAGUCGUGAGUACGGCCGCGACGUAUAUAGCGGAAACGUGGAGAUAUCCGCAAGCGGAAGUUCAGAUAACUGAGCACGAUAGAUGGAGCGAGACUUCGAGGUUAGAAAAAUUAGAAUUGGAGCAGAAAACGCACGAUAACAGUGAGAGGUCGACUAGAGACACAGCGAGUCAACAGGAAGUAUUGCAGAAAGCCAAAGCCGAGACGCAAGAUAGAUGGAGUGAUCCAUCGUCUAGAUCAGAAAUAGUAAGUCCAGAAUUUGUGCAAAGAGCGAAAGUAGAGACUCAAGAUAGAUGGAGUGAUCCUUCUUUGAGGUCAGAAAUAGUAAGUCCAGAAUUGGUGCAAAGAGCGAAAGUAGAGACUCAAGACAGAUGGAGUGAUCCCUCAUCUAGGUCAGAAAUAGUGAGCCCAGAGAUAGUGCAGAAACACGAGGGUUCAGUAGAGAGAUGGAGUGAUUCCAGCGUGUCCCUGCCGGGGCAGAUAGAAGAGGAGACAGUGACGUCUGACGAGCGACAAGCUCAUGAAAGUGAGAUGUACUACACUGCUUCGUCUGAAGUGUCCUUGCUCUCCGACUUGGAGGGAGCUGAUAAAGUACAAGAAGAGCCAGUAGAAAAGGAGGACGAUAGGAAAGAGUGUGUGAUAGCGGGUCACGUGGCCGCGAUGCGGGAGCGCUUCGAGAACAUGACGCGCGCCAACACGCCGUGUACGGACCUCGCGCGCUCGGCGUCGCCCGCGCUAGACGUCUUCACAAACGUUACGCCUUCCCCUGACCGUUUAGGAUAAAAGUUAGAGUACACGAAGCCAAUCUAAGUGACACUUGUUUAUAGAAACGCCACAUCGAAAUGAUUACGUAACUUCUCGUUCUUAUGUCUGAAACAUUUUUACCGUCGUCGAUAAACGAGUGUUACUUUGGCUCGGCCCCAGCGGUGGCAGCAUGGUUCCAUUUUUAUCACUUGUCACUAUGCCCGUUACUUUGGCGCUUACAUACUUGUUAGAACGUGUCAGGCAUGGUGAUAAAUGAUAAAGAGCCGACCAUCUUAGCCCUACAGGUUAGGGAAGAGGUAGAUUAGUUAGAUUAAAUCUUGAAUUGUUUGGGUUGUAAUAACCUUAAUGGAGUACUUGAGAGGUUAGAAGUUCUAUCGAAAUAUAUAUUUCUACUUUCUGCGUAAAAACUCUCGUGCAGAUUAUGCUAGUUAUUUGUGGUUGUAUGGUGCAUUUAUUUUUAAGUAUACAUGUAGACUAUCUUAGGCAGUCAAGGCAAUAGGUUUAUUCCACGAUAAGCGUUACUGUUAUAACUAGUCUACCUCUUUUCUUAGGUAUCAUAGACAAGACUGUAGAAGACGUACGUGGUUGAAAAAUAUAUCGGUAGAGGUUUUAACACCUGAACUACAUAGCGCUACGCCAUACGAAUAGGGUUGGCCGGUCGAAGUUUUAGAAAUGGCGCCGGCAUAAAUUUUACCUGUCAAUUCUUGUUUUUUUUUUAUGACCUGGAUGCUAGCUCAUUUUGCCAAAUCUCAUAGAAUAAAACUAGAGAGGUAAAACCUAUACUGGCGCCAUCUAUAAAACCCUUUCGAUAAUUGCUACUCUACUGCAGUAACUGUACUGUCAAACUUUAGCACUAGAGAAUCUAGUUGCGACGAAAAUAUAUGGCGCCUUGUAGCGCCAUCUAGCGGUUUCAGUUCUUAAAUCAGCUACACUAUAUCUUCAACUAUGCACUGUGUGCGGUCUAUUGUUUAUGCUAGGUAUAGUUGUGGUGUGGUUCAAUUUUGUAUCCUCUUUUUACGAAGUAACGAGUAUUUAAAAGUAUUGAGAUGCAACCUUUGCUAGUCUUAUUAUAACACCAACAGUAACGAAAGUGCCAAGGGUGUUUCACACUUAGUAGGAGGGUUGUGAUUAUUUUCGUAGGUUAUCUUAUGAAUUUGUACGAAUGCAAUAAGUCUUCUGAUAGUCAAAAGGUUAUCUGCCCGAUUCGAACUAAGAUACGUUAAACAUUUGCUAAAGAUACGAUAUGGAUUAGAUGAUUAAGUCAUUGUCAAAAGUGAAGUUUCUUCAAAUAAAAACAUUACUUUUUUUUGUUAGAUUGGCUUUUGCUGCCAGGGCACUUUGCCAACGACAAGUUUAUUAGGGACAAACUUAGGAGUGAUUUAGCCCAGAAUUUUGAAUUUAGAGAAUUAUAUACAUAACAUGAAAGAUUAAACAAUAUUACAUUAAGAAUAAACACAUAUAGCUGUAUACAUACAAAAUAUUUAAAGACUUAUAUUAUUUUUAAAAACAUUAUAGUAAAAUUUUUUUAAGGUUGCAAUAGCGGUCAUUGACUUGACCUUUAUCCCGAAAUCGUAAUUUUCUAGCGAUAAAUAAUCUAUCUAUACAAAACUGUCGCAAAAAUGUCAUCCCUUGUGUUUCAUAGUACAGGGAGCAGAAAUCGCAAACCUAAAAUAAUAGAGUUGUGAUUUUAUUAGUACUCUUUCAUAGAACAGAAAAAGGAAUUAAGGUAAGUAUUUGAAAAAUAUUUAUAUUUUUUAUUGUUUAGCUAUCGAACAUAAGAAAGUAAAACGUAACCAUACUCUAUAUGUUUAGGUAUUCAAAUAAAAGUAAACAAACAAUUUUUACAUUUCCGUGUAGGUAUAGGCAGUUAUAACAUUUAUUGGUUAACACUUUCGCGACUAGACAAAAAAGUGAGACAUACUCCAAGGACCACUAGCACCCACUAGUUAGGUUCCGAAGUACCUAUACCGAUACAGACAGAGAAAAAUAAGCUGGUAGUCUUCAAUAUAUAAAUAAGUAUCACAACUAAAAGCGUAUACACCACCACGUACCACGAACAAUUAUCGAAUGGUUCUAAUUGCAUUUUGGUUUACCUGUCGGGGGAGUUUUCAAAAACACCACGUCUAAUGGGAAGAUAAGACGUAAACAAGAUAGCGCAGAUAAAGUAACUACUUGUUUUUGUCAAAGAAGUUUCGAGUUUAUUACUUGUGCAUGAACAUACGAAUUACAAUAACUUGUCAAUGCUACAUUGUACGUUUGUACUAAGUAGUAAAAGAUAAUCCCUGUAGAUGCAGGGCCGGCCCGCUUUCUAAAUGCAUAUAUUGUUAUUUAUAUUUUUGUGUCUAGUUCAAAAUGUUAUUUUCCAUUAUCUGGUUAUUGGCUCCACGUUGUCUUUGAAAUAACAUUAGGUAGGUUUAGAUAAAAAGGUUUAAAUUGCCUUGUCGCCAGACGAUACUGGAAAAGUAAAAUAAAUAUAACCGGACCGAGUGUGCCCCACCCCUGACUCUCGACACUCAUAAAAUGUAAGGCUGUGGUAUCGCCGGCCGCGGAUAGCUGAGUAGUUAGCGGGUACUGCCGGCGGUGUUAGUGCUCAGUUGAUGUUUUUAUUAUUAAAAAUUACUUCAUCUCCAUGUAGAAAUAAACAAACAGACUUAAACGUAUUUAAGAUUUAUUUUUGGAUGUAAAAAUGACAUAUUAUCAUUAAAUUAACACUUGCAAUGACACCCGUACGCACCUAAUGAGCUCUUGGCUCCAUCCUACCCUGUAUUAUGAUACACAAGCGAUGAAUUUUUUGCGACAGUUUUGUAUAGAUAGAUGAUUUAUCGCUAGAAAAUUACGAUUUCGGGUUAGGGGUCAAGUCAAUGACCGCUAUUGCAACCUUAAAAAAAUUUUACUAUACAUAUGACUGACAUAACCAAUCUUUAAGAAAUUUUUGACGUUUCUUAAAGUUGGAAUCGGGCGGUAUGUCGCUAAUGUUAUCUUAAGAUCAUUGUUUUAGAAUUGCCCAUUCUGUACCUACGCAUUUUCAAUCUGAAAUGUAACUAGUGACUUCAUACAUUUCUCACUGUCAGAAGAUUCAUAGGCGAAGAGGUACAUUUCGGGAAGUUGCAUAGUUUUAGAAAAUGUAAGGGCAACUUUUGUAUUACUACGAAUUCUUAAGCAGUUAAUUAUAUUAUCUUCAGUAUAUUUGCACUGCACUGAUAUACCCAGUGAUUAGCGACAUGUAACAGUACUAAUUAACCUAUUGUGAUCUGGAGAAGCUCAAAUUUUGUAGUUUUUUAAUAAAACUAGCCUUGAACUAUUGCGUCAGACCAAGUAUUAUGUAACUGCUCUGAUUAGCUUAGCUUACGCUUUAAACUGAAGAGUUUAUGGGUAAUAUACGUUCAAACCGAUGUCAUUAUCCCAGGUUGUUUCCGCACAUCAGAGGGCCUAACCAAGAUGCCAAUCGUUUGCGCCGAACAAAUUGGUAAUGUUUCUCUAUCAUGUGCGACAGAGACAUUAGCGUUUCGUUCGUUACCGCGCAAACGAUUGGCAUCGUGGCUAGGCCCCCAGAGCGUUAACCUUUUGACCGCUACCGACAUCUGAAAGACUUGCCAAGCACGCCAACGACGGCUACAGCCGACAGUUUCGCCAAUGCAAUAGGGACUAACGCGGGGCUCCGUAAAGUUCAAUUUGGCUUAAAUAAUCGUGAUCGCCUGCGUCCGGGGCACGGCAUGUUCCUUCGCCGUGUGGCAUUCAUAAGGUUAAGGAGCGUGCAUAAACUGUAGGGGGCAGCACAGAAGUGCUAUUGGCGCGUAGUAUAAUGGCAUACUUACGUUUUCGAUUUUGGUGGCAGACCUCUAACACGCAGUCCCUAUUGCGAUCUCUUUCCAUCGCAUAGGUUACUGCGUUCUGUAGAUUAAUCCAAGUAGUACAGCUACACAUAUUCUGAUUUAUACCGAGAGCGGAAACUAGAUUAAGAUUACCAAAACCAGCAAGUUAUUUUCCAAAAUUCAGGAUAAUGGCAGCGGUUCGAAUUUAAACUCGACAAUAUCGAUAGGGAUCUUAUGCUUUAAUGACGUUACGGCAGGAUCCUGAAAUGUUAAUUGGUCAGAUCGCCGUCAUUUUUAUUCAUAAUCUGUUCUGAUUGGCUGACGACUUAUGCUUCCCUAUUAGUAAUCGAUUAUAUACUUAUUAUAUAAUUUAUAGAAAGUUGCCAUAAAAUUUAAACAUUUGUUGUCAAAUUAUUUUAUAGAAAUCAUUCGGUUACUUAUGACUUUUGUCUGUUGUGAAUUUUGUACCAAAUGUUUAUUGGGUGAAACAAUUUAUUUAAUGGUGAUAUUAGUUGUAUACAUUAUGAAAUCUUGUUGUAAUCCAUGUACUUUAGUGUUAUCAGUCUUCUAACAGUGUAGUUUUUAGUCCCUAGUUAUUAUAUAAACGUGUUAUGUGUACAGACCAGACCUUUAACAAUAUACGGCUACUUAAUACAA
Cydia pomonella (codling moth) is the source of this 5683-nucleotide messenger RNA. RefSeq lists its product as uncharacterized. Lineage: Eukaryota; Metazoa; Arthropoda; Insecta; Lepidoptera; Tortricidae. The record is from RefSeq and is a predicted model, not a curated record. The coding region runs from base 120 to 1232 and encodes 370 amino acids. The transcript has a single exon.